AGAUAUCAUUCAGAAAGCUCACAUAGCACACUGAUAAACUAAUUUCUCAUUAACAUAUUUGUUACGUUUGCAAUUAUUUUUAAAUGUAUGCUGCAAAAUAGAAUGAAUAAUUUAAAAUAACAGUCGAUUAAAUUGUAUCGAUAUAUUCACAAAGUGUCAUCAAAUAUAGAUACAUAUAUCGGUAAGUGUUUCUUACAUCACUACUAAAAUCACGUUGUCGAAUGAGGGUUUGAAAGAAGAAAAAACACACGCUCCCACAACACACAUUUUGGAGUAUUUCGUGCAAAAUUACGUUUUGAGUGGGUGUCAACACAGUGAAUUCAAAUAACACAUUGACAUGUCUUGGUUAUUGGGAAGAAAUCGACAGCAGCCGGCGCCGGAGUUUAGCGGUGGAGCAGAUGGAGGUGAUAAUCCAGAGGGCAAAACUGCCGGUGAACGUGGAAACGAUGCUCAGCUAACAAAAGCUGAACGCAAGGCAAUGGAGGCAUAUCGCUUUGAUUCCUCGGCCCUAGAACGUGCAGCAGACGCGGCCAAAACCCUAGAGCGUUCAAAACAUGCGCGGGAGGCACUGGAGUUGUCCAAGAUGCAGGAGAGCACACGACAACAGGAAUAUAGCACCAAGGUUAAAGAAUACGAGGCGCACAUCGAGCAGGCCAAGGUGGAACAGAAGCGCAUUGAUCAUGAGGAGAGGCGCAAAACGCUCAUUGAGGAGACCAAGCAGCAGCAGCAGCGGGCCCAAUACCAGGAUCAAUUGUCUCGCAAACGUUAUGAGGAUCAGCUUGUGCAGCAGCAGCGCGUCCAAGAGGAAAAUCUACGCAAGCAGGAGGAGAGUGUACAGCGCCAAGAGGCCAUGCGACGUCAGACCAUUGAGCAUGAGAUUGAAAUGAAGGAGAAGAACCGGCUCAAGCUGCUGGAGCACGAGCUGCGCGCCAAGGCUCGCGUGGAUCGCGAGAAUCGCGACCUCAAUCUCGAGAAGAUUCGACUGAAAGCACAAGAGCAUCGCACCACAGUGCUGGAGGGCAUACGGACUGCUGGCGCAGUGUUUGGUGCUGGCGCCGAGGCCAUGCUGACCGAUUGGGAUAAGGUGUUGACUGCAGCCGGUGGUCUGUCGCUGCUCGCCUUGGGCGUGUACACUGCAAAGGGUGGCACUGGUGUCAUCUCGCGAUACAUUGAGGCGCGCAUUGGUAAACCAACGCUUGUGGGCGAAACUUCACGUUUUGCGUUCCUCGACGCACUCAAGCAUCCGGUGAACUUUAUGAAGCGACUGCGCGCGAAGCCAACGGAUGCGCUGCAGGGCGUUAUCCUCAAUCCCAAACUGGAGGAACGUUUGCGUGACAUUGCGAUCGCCACGAAAAAUACGCGCAUCAAUCACGGCCUCUAUCGCAACGUGCUGAUGCACGGACCGCCUGGCACGGGCAAAACAAUGUUUGCCAAGAAGCUAGCCGAGCAUUCUGGCAUGGAUUUUGCCAUUAUGACGGGCGGUGAUGUGGCGCCCAUGGGCAAGGAGGGGGUGACGGCCAUACACAAAGUGUUCGACUGGUCGCAGACCUCAAGGCGUGGUCUCUUGCUGUUCGUGGACGAGGCGGAUGCUUUUCUGCGCAAGCGUUCGUCGGAGAAGAUUUCGGAGGAUUUGCGUUCGGCACUGAAUGCAUUCUUGUAUAGGACAUCCGAACAGAAUCCGAAAUUCAUGCUUGUGCUGGCCUCGAAUACGCCAGAGCAGUUCGAUUAUGCAAUCAACGAUCGUCUCGACGAGAUGGUCGAGUUUACGCUGCCCGGUCUGGAGGAGCGCGAACGUCUCCUGCGCCUCUACUUUGACAAAUAUGUGCUGCAGCCAGCGGCAGCAGGCGCCAAGCGUUUUAAACUGGAAUCCUUUGACUAUGGCCAAGCGUGCGUUAAGAUGGCUGCACUCUGCGAAGGCAUGUCUGGCCGUGAGAUAUCCAAGCUGGGCGUCUCCUGGCAAGCCGCUGUAUACGCCUCUGAGGACGGUACGCUUACCGAGAAAAUGGUGCUCGACAGAUGCACCGACGCUGCCCAGCAGCACAAACAAAAGAUGGCCUGGUUGUCUGAGCAGGAGCGCGCUGAUCAUAAAUCUAUAACCGGUGGCUCGGCAGCCGCUAAACCUCCGCUGACACUCACUGCCAACAAACUGUGAGCAGGAUUAGCUGGAUGUAUCUGUUGACUAGCAUUCAGAAAUUGUUUAGUUUUUAAAAUGGACUUAGGAUUAAGUGCAAAACGCCUCAUUGGGUUCUUUAGGGUGUACAUAUAUAUAUGUAUAUAUACGUAGCAUUGUGUGUCCAAAUGCAUUUACAAUUGUACAAAAAUAUUGAAAGUCUUGCUGAAAGCAGAGAUACAAUUAAGUUUUACCUACUGAUAAUUGUAUUUAACUAUAGCAUUGCAUCUUAAUUGUUACUUGUACAGAGUAUAUUUGACAGCCAUUGCAUUUGCAAAUCCAAAGCUUUGUAUGUAAUCUUUAAAAUUAAUGCCAACUGCGAAGAGCAGCAAUUUUCAACUGGUCGCGCCAGCACUGUGAGAGAUUUAUAUUAAACUUCUCGCUGGCGUUGCCAAGAAAUUCUACUAAUUUGGCCAGU
Molecule: messenger RNA, 2588 nt
Organism: Drosophila grimshawi
Lineage: Eukaryota; Metazoa; Arthropoda; Insecta; Diptera; Drosophilidae
Gene: bor
Product: ATPase family AAA domain-containing protein 3A homolog
Exons: 5
Coding region: 338-2152 (604 amino acids)
Biological process (GO): mitochondrion organization
Cellular component (GO): mitochondrion
Molecular function (GO): ATP binding; zinc ion binding; ATP hydrolysis activity
Source: RefSeq, a predicted model, not a curated record